GCUCGCCCCGUGGCGGUCGUGGCCUCCUCACCCGGUGGACCGACCUGAGUCUCCGUGCAAAGUGUCUGUGGGCUCUGGUGGCGCUCAUCGGAGCGUCGGUGGUGUCGGUGGGGUGGCGGCGGGUGCCGGUGCGUUCAAGACGGACAAGACGCCCGAGACGUUCCGGCCGACGAACGUGAUCAUGAUGAUCUCUGACGGGUUCGGUCCCUCGGGCGAGACGAUGGCGCGGGUGUUCGCCAACAAGGCACAGCUGCAACCACUGGAUUAUCAGCUCCGCGGGGCAUCGAUCACAUACUCGACGUCGAAUCUGGUGACGGACUCUGCGGCCGGGGCGACGUGCUUCUCGUGCGCGCUUAAGACUUACAACGGGGCGAUCGGGGUGACCGACUCGCAGCCGCCCGAAGCAUGCGCGACGGUGCUGGAGGCUGCGGCUGCGGCUGGGAUGGCGACCGGUGUGGUGGUCACAUCUCGGGUGACGCACGCAACGCCGGCGGCGUUCACGGCCCACGUGCCCGACCGCGAGAUGGAGCCGACCAUUGCGGAGCAGCAGAUCACGCAGAAGAUUGACCUGCUGUUUGGUGGUGGACGGUGUGAGUUCCAGCCGCAGUCUGUGGCCGGCUCGUGCCGGGCCGACGAGAAGGACGUCAUGUCCGAGGCCCGCGACGCGGGAUUCUCGGUCAUCACCGACGUUGCCGGCCUCCGCAGCGCAACGACGGCUUCGCUCCCGCUCAUAGGCCUCUUUGCGCAGUCGCAUAUGGCGUUUGAGCUCGACCGCGUGCCGGCGGACCAACCGUCGCUCGACGAGAUGGUGGCCAAGGCGCUCGAGCUACUGUCGGCGCUGCCCAAGGCGGCGACCCACGGCAUGUUCCUCAUGAUCGAGGGCUCGCGCAUCGACCACGCCGGCCACAACAACGACGCCGCGGCGCAUGUGUACGAGACGCUGCAGUUUCAGCAGGCGUUCAGCCAGGCGGUCGAGUAUGCGCGCGGGCACGGCAACACGGUCGUGGUCUCGACCUCGGACCACGAGACCGGCGGGUUGACGCUGGCGCGGACCAAGCCGGUCCUCGGCCGCGACACGUAUCCGUACGUGUGGUACCCAAAAGUGCUCGCGCGAGCGAAUCACUCAGCAGAGUACCUCGCCCACGAGUUGCAGGCCAACGCGUCGAUGUCGCUCGUCGACACGGUUGUUGUCAACUACGGCAUCGAGCCGACGCCCGCCGAGCUCGCCACACUCGAGGCCGCCCGGAUCAACGGCACAACGCCGCUCACCUACGCGCUCUCUGAGUUUAUCUCGUACCACGCCAACGUGGGAUGGACAACUCACGGACACACCGGCGAGGACGUCAACCUCUAUCUCUAUGGGCCAGGCACCGAGGCCAUGUACGGCGUCCACCAGAACUCGGACAUCGGUGCGUUCCUCGCCUCGAAGCUCAAGCUCGACCUUGCCGCGCUCACGCCCGAGAUCCGGCGCAAGUUCCCACCAAUUCCCAUGCCGCCGACUGCCCGUUCGGAGCAUGCGGUGCACGACUAAGAUUAGAGACACACAAGGCCAGACUAGGCGAUAGCGAGCGCAAUCGCUGACGUCGCCAAACUCGGGUGCGCGGAAUCAAUCGAGUGCUUCGAUUGGCAGAGUGCUAAAAGGCGUCG
Messenger RNA from Thecamonas trahens ATCC 50062, 1647 nucleotides. Its product is annotated as alkaline phosphatase. Gene Ontology annotation, molecular function: alkaline phosphatase activity. Gene Ontology annotation, biological process: dephosphorylation. Lineage: Eukaryota; Apusomonadida; Apusomonadidae. Gene Ontology annotation, cellular component: fungal-type vacuole membrane. The coding region runs from base 182 to 1531 and encodes 449 amino acids. The transcript is spliced from 2 exons. The record is from RefSeq and is a predicted model, not a curated record.